UAAAAACUUGAUAAAGCGCAUCACACAAUCCUACCGAAAUGACUCUCGUCUGGGGCAUUAUUGCAUCGUUCCUGUACGUGGAAAUAUUUGUGGUGCUACUGCUCGUACUACCGCUCCGGAGCCCACAGCAAUGGCAUCGAUUUUUCAAAUCCCGCUUCCUGGCGAUGCUGAGCCGCCAAGCCCAGACCUAUUUCUAUCUGCUGCUCGCUGUAUUGGUGCUGUUCCUCCUGGAAGCGAUCCGCGAGAUGCGUAAAUACUCCUCCAACGAUCAUACGCACACCGAAACGCACCUGAAUGUGGAGAUGCAGCACAGUAUGCGAUUGUUCCGUGCCCAGCGUAACUUUUACAUUUCCGGCUUUGCCAUCUUCCUGUCGCUGGUGAUUCGUCGGCUGGUAUCACUGAUUAGCGGCCAGGCUGUUUUGCUCGCACAGGCAGAAGCUUCGAUGAAGCAGGCGCAAAGUGCUACCAGCGCCGCUCGCACACUGAUGAAUCAGCAGAAGGAUGGCGAUAAGAAAGCGGAUGCCAAGGACAAACCGGCUGGCGAUGCACCAAAUACCGAUGAGCUAAAGAAGAAGGUCGCCGAGCUUGAGCAGGAGCUGGCCAAGGAGCGCAAGGAUAAGGAGGCCAUGAAAUCACAAUCGGAAAGUCUAAACCGCGAAUACGAUCGACUAACGGAAGAGUACAGCAAACUGCAGAAGAAGAUCACCGUUUCCAGCGCAGAUAAGAGUGAUUAAGUUUUUUGGCAAAAUUUUCUUUUCAUAAUUAAUUGGCAUCUUGAAUUUUUAUACGUACGGUUUAAGGUUUUGGGCUAUUUAUGGUGUGGAGUAUUGCGUGCGUACUUGUCUUUUCUACCAAUUAUGCUCAUCAUUCAUGUAUAAAUCUAAGUGAUGUUCCAUUACACAUUGUUUGCGACAAAUUUAAAGUUCACUUUAAAAACUA
This is a messenger RNA of Anopheles merus, 939 nucleotides long. RefSeq names its product B-cell receptor-associated protein 31-like. Gene Ontology annotation, cellular component: endoplasmic reticulum membrane; endoplasmic reticulum. The coding region runs from base 39 to 734 and encodes 231 amino acids. The transcript is spliced from 3 exons. Gene Ontology annotation, biological process: intracellular protein transport; endoplasmic reticulum to Golgi vesicle-mediated transport. Lineage: Eukaryota; Metazoa; Arthropoda; Insecta; Diptera; Culicidae. The record is from RefSeq and is a predicted model, not a curated record.